Molecule: messenger RNA, 1175 nt
Organism: Tripterygium wilfordii
Lineage: Eukaryota; Viridiplantae; Streptophyta; Magnoliopsida; Celastrales; Celastraceae
Product: transcription factor MYB60-like
Exons: 3
Coding region: 19-1011 (330 amino acids)
Biological process (GO): response to auxin
Source: RefSeq, a predicted model, not a curated record
AGAGAGAGAGAGAGAGUCAUGGGGAGACCUCCUUGCUGUGAAAAAGUUGGCAUCAAGAAAGGUCCAUGGACUCCUGAAGAGGACAUCAUCUUAGUCUCUUAUAUUCAAGAACAUGGUCCUGGAAAUUGGAGAUCAGUGCCCACCAGCACUGGUUUGUUAAGGUGUAGCAAGAGUUGCAGGCUUAGAUGGACAAAUUACUUAAGACCAGGAAUCAAGAGAGGGAAUUUCACUCCUCAUGAAGAAGGAAUGAUAAUUCACUUGCAAGCUCUAUUGGGUAACAAAUGGGCAGCAAUAGCUUCUUAUCUUCCACAAAGAACAGACAAUGACAUAAAGAACUAUUGGAACACCCACUUGAAGAAGAAGCUAAAGAAGCUUCAAUCAGCAUUGGAGCCAACAACAACACCACAAUUCUUAGCAUCAAAGAGUAGUUUUCUUGAAAGAGAAAGCUUUGAUUAUCAUCAUCUCACUAGCAACCAUGGAUCAUCAUCAUCACUCUCUCCUCCUCCUCCAAGGCCUAACCAAUUCUCCACAUAUGCUUCAAGCACUGAAAACAUCUCAAGACUCCUUGAAGGUUGGAUGAGAUCAUCACCAAAUAAGUCUAUAGAGCAUCAAAACAAUGCCACCUUAUCAUCACAAGCCAUGACUAGUACUUCUACUGCCACCCAUCUUCAUUGCUAUAAACCCAAAGCUGAGCAAGAAUGUGGAGAUGAUCAUCAUAUGAUAUCGAGCGACGAUUUUGAAUCGAUGUUAUCGUUUGGGAACUUGACUGCUAAUAAUAAUUCAGGAUGGGAGAAGUCUAGCUGUGAUUGUGAGACAAAAGGGUGUCUAGAUGAUGAUUUUGUGAAGGAUCAUAAGAUUGUGAUGGAUAUGCAGCAAAGUGAAAGCCAAAGCAUUAACACUCCUCUUCCUCCUCCUCCUCCUCCUCCUCCAUUAUCAUUUCUUGAGAAGUGGCUUUUGGAUGAAAGUGGUGCUCAAGUUGAAGAUAUGAUGGAGCUAUCACCAAUGUUUUGAGAAUUAAUGUUACUGUUAAGUUUGAGUUAUAAAUGGAUGCAUAAAAGACCUAAGAGAAAGAAAAAAAGAAGAAGAAGAAGAAGUGCUGAUUGUAUCACUCUAGGGUUUUAAUCUUUUUAUUAAUUUGUGAGGUUCUAAGAAGUUGGGAUCUCUUCUUCAAAUAC